AUGGAUGGAAAGACAAUAUCGCAAUUUAUUAACAUCGGGCUCUGGGGUUUCGGACCACAAGAUCGCGCGGCUUGUAUGGUGCUCAACCGGGACUUUGAAUAUCGUCUCCAUAAGGAGUUCGAUAGGACUAAAUGGUUAUACGCGCAUACCUACUACACAGAAGAUGAGUUCUGGAAUAUUUAUGACAAGAACGCAUAUGACACAUUGAGGAAGAAGUACCGUGCUAGCACGUUACCCUCCGUGUAUGAAAAGGUCAAAGUUGACCUUGAGGAAACCUCAAGGAAAGAAAGAGAGAAGUGA
Molecule: messenger RNA, 300 nt
Organism: Daldinia loculata
Lineage: Eukaryota; Fungi; Ascomycota; Sordariomycetes; Xylariales; Hypoxylaceae
Exons: 1
Coding region: 1-300 (99 amino acids)
Biological process (GO): steroid metabolic process
Cellular component (GO): membrane; cytoplasm
Molecular function (GO): Delta24(24-1) sterol reductase activity
Source: RefSeq, a predicted model, not a curated record